Messenger RNA from Microtus ochrogaster (prairie vole), 4591 nucleotides. RefSeq names its product SH3 domain GRB2 like endophilin interacting protein 1 (gene Sgip1). Gene Ontology annotation, cellular component: plasma membrane; clathrin-coated vesicle; clathrin-coated pit. Lineage: Eukaryota; Metazoa; Chordata; Mammalia; Rodentia; Cricetidae. The transcript is spliced from 27 exons. The record is from RefSeq and is a predicted model, not a curated record. The coding region runs from base 387 to 2960 and encodes 857 amino acids. Gene Ontology annotation, biological process: synaptic vesicle endocytosis; clathrin coat assembly; clathrin-dependent endocytosis.
GCUGCAGUUGGCAGCUGUAGCCAAGGCUGUGAGAGAGGCCCCUCACCUGGGGCCUGUGGCGGCCCAGCUCGGAGGAAGGACGCGGUGGCGUCGGGGGUGGCGGUGGGACCCGCAGCCCGGGGUCGCGGCUGCAGAGCCCAGAGCGUGGGAGGAGACGGCGGUCUUAUGCCUGCGGUGACCAAGGCUUAUGCUUCUGCCUUCAGCCCCCACUCCCGCCUCUCGCCCCAGAAAUGAGCUGGCGCAUCGCCGGUUUGAUUCCAGAGCCCGGAUCGGUAAGCAGAGCAGACCUCAGCAGCGGCAUUGUGAGGACUUAGCUGGGACCUGGAAGCGUAUCCUCCUGUGUUUUUUCUGACUCCUUGGAAAUUAAGGAAUGCAAUUCUGCCACCAUGAUGGAAGGACUGAAAAAACGUACAAGGAAGGCCUUUGGAAUACGGAAGAAAGAGAAAGACACUGACUCUACAGGCUCCCCAGAUCGAGAUGGGAUGCAGGGGAACAAAAAGGCCCAGAAGACCCAGCUUCUCCUCACCUCUUGCUUCUGGCUCAGAGCCCUCUCCUUAACUCUGUCUCAGCAGCCCAGCCCACACGAGCCACCCUACCAUAGCAAAGCAGAGUGUGCGCGGGAAGGAGGCAAGAAAGCGUCGAAAAAAAGCAAUGGGGCACCAAAUGGAUUUUAUGCAGAAAUUGAUUGGGAAAGAUAUAACUCUCCUGAGCUGGAUGAAGAAGGUUACAGCAUCAGACCUGAAGAACCAGGCUCUACCAAAGGAAAGCACUUUUAUUCUUCAAGUGAAUCCGAAGAGGAAGAAGAAUCACACAAGAAGUUCAACAUCAAGAUUAAACCAUUGCAGUCGAAGGACGUCCUGAAGAACGCUGCCACGGUAGAUGAGCUGAAGGCUUCAAUAGGCAACAUCGCGCUCUCCCCAUCACCUGUGAGGAAAAGUCCGAGGCGCAGUCCGGGUGCAAUUAAAAGGAACUUAUCCAGUGAAGAAGUCGCAAGGCCCAGGCGUUCCACCCCAACUCCAGAACUUACAAGCAAGAAGCCUCCAGAUGACACGCUGGCCCUCGCUCCUCUCUUUGGUCCACCGUUAGAAUCAGCUUUCGAUGAGCAGAAGACAGAAGUUCUUUUAGAUCAACCUGAGAUAUGGGGCUCAGGCCAACCAGUUAACCCAAGCAUGGAGUCUCCGAAGCUAGCAAGACCGUUUCCCACUGGAACACCCCCACCUCUGCCUCCAAAAUCUGUACCAGCCACCCCACCUCGAACAGGCUCCCCCAUAACAGUGGCAACAGGAAAUGACCAGGCAGCCACAGAGGCCAAAAUUGAGAAACUACCAUCCAUCAGUGACCUGGACAGCAUUUUUGGCCCGGUGCUGUCCCCCAAGUCCGUUGCCGUUAACACUGAAGAGAAGUGGGUCCAUUUCUCUGAUGCGUCCCCGGAACAUGUUACUCCAGAGUUGACUCCAAGGGAAAAGGUGGUGACCCCACCAGCCGCAUCAGACAUCCCGGCUGACUCCCCAGCUCCAGGCCCACCCGGCCCCCCAGGCUCCGCAGGUCCCCCAGGGCCUCCAGGGCCUCCUGGUCCUCGCAAUGUACCAUCUCCGCUCAAUUUAGAAGAAGUCCAGAAGAAAGUCGCUGAGCAGACCUUCAUUAAAGAUGAUUACUUAGAAACGCUCUCCUCUCCUAAAGAGUGUGGGUUGGGACAGAGAGCAACUCCACCUCCCCCACCACCACCCACCUACAGGACUGUGGUUUCGUCCCCCGGACCUGGCUCGGGCAGUGGUACGGGGACCACCAGUGGUGCAUCGUCUCCUGCGCGGCCAGCCACCCCCUUAGUUCCUUGCAGUACCACUCCACCUCCGCCUCCUCCCCGGCCUCCAUCCCGGCCAAAGCUACCGCCAGGAAAACCUGGAGUCGGCGAUAUGGCCAGACCGUUUAGUCCACCCAUCCACUCUUCCAGUCCUCCUCCGAUAGCUCCCUUAGCCCGGGCUGAGAGCACUUCUUCAAUAUCGUCCACCAAUUCCUUGAGCGCAGCUACCACUCCCACCGUUGAGAAUGAACAGCCUUCCCUCGUUUGGUUUGACAGAGGAAAGUUUUAUUUGACUUUUGAAGGUUCUUCCAGGGGACCCAGCCCUCUGACUAUGGGGGCUCAGGACACCCUCCCAGUCGCUGCAGCAUUCACAGAAACCGUCAACGCCUACUUCAAAGGAGCAGACCCGAGCAAGUGCAUUGUCAAGAUUACGGGAGAGAUGGUCUUGUCCUUCCCCGCCGGCAUCACCAGACACUUUGCCAACAACCCAUCCCCAGCCGCUCUGACUUUUCGGGUGAUAAAUUCCAGCAGGUUAGAGCACGUCCUGCCGAACCCCCAACUUCUCUGCUGUGAUAAUACACAAAAUGAUGCCAACACCAAGGAAUUCUGGGUAAACAUGCCAAAUUUGAUGACUCACCUCAAGAAAGUCUCUGAACAAAAACCCCAGGCUACAUAUUAUAAUGUGGACAUGCUCAAAUAUCAGGUGUCUGCCCAGGGCAUUCAGUCCACACCUCUGAACCUGGCAGUGAACUGGCGAUGUGAGCCUGCGAGUACUGACCUGCGCAUAGAUUAUAAAUACAACACGGACGCCAUGACCACCGCAGUGGCCCUUAACAACGUGCAGUUCCUGGUCCCCAUAGACGGAGGAGUGACCAAGCUCCAGGCUGUGCUUCCUCCAGCGGUCUGGAAUGCUGAGCAACAAAGAAUAUUAUGGAAAAUUCCUGAUAUCUCCCAGAAGUCAGAAAAUGGAGGCGUAGGUUCUCUACUGGCAAGAUUUCAGUUAUCCGAAGGCCCAAGCAAACCUUCCCCGUUGGUUGUGCAGUUCACGAGUGAAGGAAGCACACUGUCUGGCUGUGACAUCGAGCUUGUUGGAGCAGGGUACCGGUUUUCACUCAUCAAGAAGAGGUUUGCCGCAGGAAAAUACUUGGCAGAUAACUAAUAAAAUCUCAUGCAAGGACUUGGAAGACCCAUGUCCUGGAGAACUGUUGUAUGAGAGACGGGUUUUAAUCUGGUUUGAUGAAAACCAACCGAUAUCUAUACUUGGGGUCCAGCAACUGGAAGGUCCUGGCUUUCAGCAGUGAUUUCCCACACACAGUCCUAUGAUGAUCAGUUCUACAGUAUUUACUUCUAGGUGUAAUAUUGUUAACGGUUUUAAAAUGUAAUUAUUGUAUUUGUAAACUGUACCUUCAUUCCAGUCAGGCACUUAGACAGUUGAGUUUUAGUAUUUUCCAUUCCUGAUGCGGGUGUAAUUUAAAUUGUGGUAUGUAAAUUUAAUAGUAGUCCUGUGGAACGGCACAGUGCUUACAGAGAUAGACUGCAUUUUGUCAAUAUAUAAAAUUUAAAUAUAAUGUUGAUAGUUAUCAUAAAGGGGGUGCCACACAUCAAGAACCUUAAAUGGAACCAGAAAAAAAAAAACUUACUUUUCUUCACUCCUUACUAUGUUUUUCUCUAGUGCUAAAGAAAACUUCUAGCUUCAGUUUAGUGGGUUAAACUCAGAAACUAUUUCAGAAAAAUAAAAUUCUAAAGUUACAGCAUAUUCAAAGAGAAGCAUUAAUUACCACUUUUUAAAAAAGCUUUUUUUUUCAAACUGCAAAUUUCAUAAAAAUGCAAACUGUGUAAACAGGGCCUCUUAUUUUUAUAACUUGUGUAAAAAAGGGAAAAGCAAUUCAUAUUUAAAGUUUAAGUAUAUUAAAUUCUAUCCAAGAGUGCAGAGGAUGUUGGAAUUUUACCUGACCCCAUGCCCCCGUCUCUGCAGUUUAGCAGAUGUGGAGAUUGCUAAACCAUCAGAUUAAAGCCAACAUAAUUUUUAAAGUUUCAAGACUUUCUGUAGCUGAACUGGUUAAUACUUUUGCACAAUUGCUCAGAGCAGAGGGGCUUGUCUCUUCCAGCAUCCAGGAGUACCCCGUUCCUUCUUUACUCACAAGAAUCAAAACAUUGAGAAUAUGGACCUUAGAGGGGAAAAAAAAGUUGCCUGUUUUGAUCCAAAAAGAGAAUUUUAAAUUUAUCAUUUACAUCUUUGGGGAAGGAAGAAAUAAGCUUUAUAUAUGAAAUUCUAUUAAUCUUGUUGUCCUAUGAAUAUUUUUGAAUGAUUUUAAGAUUCAUUGUAUAAAACUAUGAAUCUUUGCUGUUCUUGGGGAAUGGGAAGCACCAGGCAGUUGCCUUGAAGCUCCGUAAAUACCACAGUUCUGCGACUGGGGUAGGGGGGAUGCCCCACAGGACGGGAUCGGAGCAUUGUCCUGUGAGGUCUAAAGAUUAAGUCUUCCAGAAAGGCAUCAGUUAUUUCAACAGAACAGUUCCUGUUCUAGGCUAUCCUGCAAUUGAGUUGGAGUGUUCACUGCUGAAUUUCAUUUUGUAUUCACUCAAAUUUGACAAAGAUCUUCAGCUCCCUUCAAUUCUAAAAUCAGAUUAAAUUUUUUAAGUCUUACUUCAACCAUGAGAUUUCAAUUGGCAGCUGUUUCUGGCAAGUUCCGUAGAUUAAUCUAUGUUCUCUUUAGUCAAUACUUGCUACCAGAAGAAUGUCCAGUCCAAGAUGAUCCAUUUUACCUGGGAAUAAUUCAACUGUUUUUUUUU